Jatropha curcas is the source of this 1716-nucleotide messenger RNA. Its product is annotated as nuclear transcription factor Y subunit A-9. NCBI's taxonomy places the organism in Eukaryota, Viridiplantae, Streptophyta, Magnoliopsida, Malpighiales, Euphorbiaceae. Gene Ontology annotation, biological process: regulation of DNA-templated transcription. Gene Ontology annotation, molecular function: DNA-binding transcription factor activity; DNA binding. The record is from RefSeq and is a predicted model, not a curated record. Gene Ontology annotation, cellular component: CCAAT-binding factor complex.
CCGCUAACCCCUAAGUUUAUCAGCAAGUAUAUUCAAUUUCUUUCUUUUCUCUUCCUUCAAAUGCUUGCUCUGCGUACACUCUUCCUACCAAAUUGUCCUGUCAAAGAUGAAAGUCAUAACUCAUAAAUCAAAGAAGAAGAAUUAGAAGGUCUCUCUUCACUUGGUAGGCGGCAGAUCUGGAAAUUUUCAAUUUCAUAUAGUAAGAGGCAUGCAAAUGAACUCUGAUGACAAUAAAAAUUCAAAAUUAUAUUUUAAUAGCAAUAGUAUUUGUACACCUACUUCCAAAUCUUGGUGGCAUAGCAUCGGGCAUAAUGUUGUCUUCUCAGACAUGGUAGAGGAAAGCGCAGCAAAAUUUUCUCUGUCAAAGUACAUGGAUGGUUUUGUGGGGAAAUCUAGCAAAUCACAAGCUAACUAUCUGUUGGAAAAGGGAACUGAUGCUAGUAAAGAAAUGUUCACUAUUUUGCCACAAUCAGAUGGGAAAUAUGGAGAAGAACAUCCUAACUCACAGCAUUCUGUAUCCAUUAUGUCUCCAACAAUGGUUGAAUGCCUUGCGCCACCUACCCAACCAGAUCUUGAUGGAUACUACUCAUUUGUUCAUUCUCAUCUCGGAGCCUAUAACACUAGAAUGGUGUUGCCCCUUGAGAUGACAGAAGAGCCUGUUUAUGUUAACGCCAAGCAGUAUCAUGGCAUUUUAAGGCGAAGACGAUCACGUGCCAAGGCUGAGCUGGAAAAGAAACUAAUAAAAGUUAGAAAGCCUUAUCUCCACGAGUCUCGACAUUUACAUGCUCUGAGGAGGGCUAGAGGUUGUGGAGGCCGCUUUCUGAACACUAAGAAGCUUGACAACAAUGCUCCUGACAAGGUCAACAACUUCAGUGAAACUGUUGCAAAACCUUCCAUAAACUCAUCAAGAGCAACACUUGUGCCUGUCAACUCUUCCAAGAAUGCAGAUUCAUCAACAGGUAAUGGCACUAUAACAGAAACCUAUUUACAUGAACAAAUCCCACAGCAAACCUACACUAGUGCAAAUAGUAAUGGGUGCUACCAAUACUUUGCUGAAUUUCAAUUAUCAAAACAUCAUUCUAAUUCAGACAGGAUUGUGGAAGAAAGGGAUUGCAACAUGAAAGCAUAUUGGUGAUUGGACAACCAUAAGCAAGUUUUAUGCUGACCACUCCAUGCUUGUUUCCUUAUUUUUAAAGAUAUUAUUAGGUUUUCCUUCUCAUUUGGUGGGGUAUCAAGUAUUAACCUUCGCCGGAUCGAGGAUCCACAAUUUAUAUAUAUUUGUGGUCACAGGCAAAUCAUUCUUGGCUUUUACCUCUGGUUCAUGUUCUUGGAAGUUGUAAAUAUAUUUCUACUUUUGCUUCUGCUUAAUCUGUUAUCUGCAUGCAUCAAUAGGAUAGAAAGUGAAGACAUGCAAGAGAUUACCAUUUCUGUUCUAUCUUUGUUCGUUCCCUUUGAAGAAAGGAAGGAUCCCAAAGAAUCGAUCUUUCUUUUAGUUGUUGAAUCUAUCUUUGAUUGAUCAAUGUGUGAUAUUCCGGUCCUUAAUUUCAGCAGUGUUCUACAUUUUGGGCUUGCAUAUUGUCUUCUGAUUGUAACAAGCAUUUGCCUGUAUUAUUUCUAGUUCUGUGUUUCUGACCUUACAAAAGAAAUAUUUGAUACUUUGUAUUGGUACUUUAAAUUGUGUCUAGUUGUAAGAACUACGAAUAACAUUGCAUUCCA